AUGAACCUCCAAGCUCUUCUCCUCGUCGCGGCUUCCUUGACCGCUCGCGCCACUGCCGAAUUCACCGUCACCUCGGGAACCACUGAGGCUACCACAUCCAGUACGGAACACGUGAGCUUCGUUAAGCAAUGGACGCUCAACUCCGCCGCCACCGGCGACAACAUCGAUUCGAUCGACCUUGAUCUCGCCGGUCGUGUCUACGUGAGCUACGUGAGCGGCCUGCCGAGCGGCGUGCUCGGUUACGUGAAUGUGUCGGGCGACUCGCAGACUGUGGUAGACGCCGUGACCGUCAGCAACGACGACACCAAUGACAACGAUGACAAUGACAACGACGAUGCCAACGACAGAGACGGAGAGCUGAACGUACGUAUCGGUAACAGCACGUCUACCACGCUCAGUGGCUACCUGCUCACCGAGAUCUUUCUGGCUUCGAGCGGCAUCGUGACGGACGUCAAGAGUCAGCGAUCUGCCCAGGUUGUCGUCGAGGACGGCGUCCUGGUGUCGAGUAGCACCACCGCGGAGUUGCAAGUCGAAGCGAGCGGCUCCAGUGCCGUGUACGUGUCGGCGGCCAGCACGGCGGUGAGUGUUCGCCAGCUGCAGCUAGAUGCCGCGGGCACUGCCAGCCUCCAAUUUAACGUUGAGAGCACGGCCACGCUCGAGCUGGAGACGCAGAACACCGGCACUAUCUGCAUCAACUCACAGACGGUUACAGCUGCCAACUACGAAGGCCGGGACGCCAGCCGUAUUUCCAUGCCCAACGCCUCCAGCAAGUACACGUCCACGGGCACCGCCGCGUGCGAUGAGUCAACUGUCCCUGCUCGCGAGCCGGCGUGCGUAUCGAGCGCUUGCGCGGGUUCCGACGACACGAACGCGUCUUCUUCCCCGCGUCUUGCUGCGUUGGCGGCCGCUGCGAUCGGUGCGGCUGCAGCUUUCCUGCUGUAG
This is a messenger RNA of Phytophthora infestans T30-4, 942 nucleotides long. RefSeq lists its product as hypothetical. NCBI's taxonomy places the organism in Eukaryota, Oomycota, Peronosporomycetes, Peronosporales, Peronosporaceae. The coding region runs from base 1 to 942 and encodes 313 amino acids. The transcript has 3 exons. The record is from RefSeq and is a predicted model, not a curated record.